Messenger RNA from Penicillium chermesinum, 2808 nucleotides. Its product is annotated as DEAD/DEAH box helicase. Gene Ontology annotation, molecular function: ATP binding; nucleic acid binding. NCBI's taxonomy places the organism in Eukaryota, Fungi, Ascomycota, Eurotiomycetes, Eurotiales, Aspergillaceae. Bases 1 to 2808 code for a protein of 935 amino acids. The transcript has 9 exons. The record is from RefSeq and is a predicted model, not a curated record.
AUGUUUCUCCAGGCGCAUGGGUUCGAGACCUCAGUUGACAUCGCCCGCCGACAAACCUACAGCCUAGCAUCUGUAGCAGGCCAAAAACGCCCAUUCAAAACAGAGGGGCCAUUUGUGAAAGGGGAAGCUGAUCAUAGUCAUCAAGACAAUAUUGAAGCUCGCCGAGGUUUACGAGAGGAAAUCUUGGAGUCGACCCCUCUGGAGUCAGCUCAAGACCUGUUGAGCCGUUCGGUAACUCGAUUUACCGCGAGUGCCAUCCACCCUGGAGCGGGCGCACCAACAGAAGACGAGCGCCCCCGCGCCGCAAGUGUACCUCCUGGUUCAAGCCACAAUCCUCUGCUAUCGCUGGCAAAUCCCAAAUAUGGUCUUCCUGCCGCCCUGAUCAAUAAUUUUCGGGACCUAGGCGUGGAUACUAUUUAUGCUUGGCAGGCGUCCUGCCUGUUGGCCCGAGGAUUGCUUUCCGGCGAACGGCACCUGGUAUACACAGCCCCUACAGGUGGAGGCAAGUCACUAGUGGCCGAUGUCCUACUGCUGAAACGCAUCAUCGAGAAUCCCACCCGCAAAGCCAUUUUGGUCUUGCCGUAUGUGGCUUUGGUCCAGGAAAAACUGAAAUGGAUGCGCCGACUUGUUGAGGGCGUGGAGAAAUUGGUCCCAGAUGAGGAUGACGAUUGUACCUCUUUCUCUCGUAAGCGGUGGAAGAAGAUACAGAAGAGUAUUCGCGUGACUGGAUUCUUCGGAGGCAGUCGCGUGACGACUACCUGGGCGGAUACCGACAUCGCAAUUUGUACAAUAGAAAAGGCCAACUCAUUGAUCAACACUGCAAUUGAAGAUUGUAGCAUUGGCAAUCUAGGUGUUGUGGUACUGGACGAACUGCACAUGCUUGACGAUGAACACCGAGGUUACCUGUUGGAAUUGAUGGUCACCAAGCUAUUAUUGCUACAGCAAAACAUACAGAUUGUGGGGAUGAGCGCAACCCUUUCCAAUACGGAGAUGCUAGCCCAGUGGAUGCAUGCUAAAUUCUUCAUCUCCACCUACAAACCAGUGCCAGUUGAUGAAUACUUGGUCUAUGAAGAUGCGAUCUACCCUGCAGCAACCUCGAGACAGUUGUUACAAACAGCAUCAAAAUUGACUAGCGCAAACGCAAACUCUGUCCAUCAUACAAUACCUCCGCAUCGGACGAUUGAAAAAUCCCAACAUAAAGAAUUGGCUAACUCUGCGACAAAUUCCUUGAUAGCAUUGGCAGUCGAGACGGCAGUUGCAGGCUUUGGAGUUUUGGUAUUUUGUGGAAGUCGUUCAGCAUGUCAGGUUCAAGCAGCGAUAAUCAGUGAAGCCAUGCCACCCCCAGAGGAUGUGGAAGAAUUGAGUAAAAGGCUUGAUCUUCUUGCUGAUCUGAGGAGCCUUGCAUGUGGACUGGACCCAGUCCUUGAAAAGACGGUACUCAAAGGAGCGGGUUUCCAUCAUGCUGGAAUGACGACCGAAGAAAGGGAGCUGAUUGCAGCGGCUUAUGACUCGGGCGUGCUCAGGGUUCUCGUGGCGACAUGUAGCCUCGCUGCCGGUGUAAACCUACCAGCUCGUCGAGUGAUUAUUAACGGCGCCCGCAUGGGUCGAGACUUGGUAGGACCGGCGAUGCUUCGCCAGAUGUGUGGACGUGCCGGGCGCAAGGGCAAAGACGAGGCCGGAGAGACGUACUUGAUCUGCGUCAAAGCUGAUAUGGAAGCGGUAUGUGACCUAUUGGAUGCCGAUAUGCCUGCGAUAGAGAGCUGCUUGGCCCCCGAAAAAAAGGGGUUGAAAAGAGCUCUCCUUGAGGCGGUCGCUAGCGGGUUAGUGUCUGGGUGCGAUGCGAUCAAAGAGUACGUGCGAUGCACACUCUUGUACCGCACCGUAGAUAAAAAGCUCGCAUACAGCAUCAUGACAUCUGCUUUACAAGAACUCAUUGACGAGGGAUUGUUGCUGUACAAAGACGAUGAAUCUUACGAGGCCACUUUAUUAGGCCAAGCGACCGUGGCAUCUGCCUUUGCCCCCGAGGACGGUCUCUUCGUCCAUGAGGAGCUUAAGCGAGCUUUGCAGGCCUUUGUCAUGGAUGGCGACAUGCACAUAUUCUACAUGUUCACACCUUUGCAAGCGGCUAUGGAUACGCAAAUUGAUUGGCAAAUAUUCCGAGACCAGCUAGAUCAUAUCGAUGAUAGCGGUCUUCGGGCAUUGCAAUUCGUCGGAGUCCACCCAGGUUUCGUUAACACGAUGGUCCAAUCUGGCGCAUCAUUAAAAGAAUCUACUCCGUCACAAAUCAAUCAGGCCCGCAUCUACCGUCGUGCGUACGCUGCUUUUCAGCUGCGUGACAUUAGCAACGAGGUUCCUCUGUCGACGAUUGCAUCACGGUACAAGAUCCCUCGUGGCACCGUCCAAACCCUAGCUCAGCAGUGCCAUGGAUUUGCCGCUGGCAUCGUCAAGUUUUGCCAGCGCAUGAACUGGGGCAUGAUGGCCGCCGUGCUGGACCACAUGCGUGACCGUCUCGAAGCGGGCGCCCGCGCUGAUUUGCUUGAAAUGGCGCAGGUGACCUUCGUCAAGAGCUGGACAGCACGCCUGCUGAGAGAAAAUGGGUUCAAAAACUUGAGAGCCCUCGCCGAGGCUGACCCAAAGGAUCUGGUUCCUGUCCUUAUGAUGAUCAACCCUGGCAAAGCCCAGAAGAGCCAGCUCUACCCCACAGAGGCAGAACGGUACGCUGCCAAGCUGUUAGCAAAAGCGGAAAUUAUCGUGGACUCUGCGAACAAGAUCUGGGAACGAGAAAUGCAAGUCGAAAUAGAUGCAUGA